Sus scrofa (pig) is the source of this 8258-nucleotide messenger RNA. The record is from RefSeq and is a predicted model, not a curated record. NCBI's taxonomy places the organism in Eukaryota, Metazoa, Chordata, Mammalia, Artiodactyla, Suidae.
CUGGCGCUCUCGGGACGUCAUGCUCCUGCCUCGAAACAGACAGCAGGAGCCACGAGGACGCGAGGGUCUUUGAGGAGUUCACAGGCUCCGUCCCACCUGCCCCUUUUUCCUGUGGCCUCGAGGGGCCGGGACCCUCUGCAGGCCGGAUGCGAGAGGGUGCCUUCCACUCAAGUAGUCACGGAUCUGUUUCAGUCAGGAGAGGCUCAGCGUGAGGGCUCUGCAGCCUUUUCUAAGACAGAAACAUGCCUGCCUUUGCCUCGUCGCCCAUGAGGAGGGGAGCCUGUCGGCCCGCCGCAGAGCAGGGUUUCAGCAGGGGCUUUUCCAGUGUUAGCAGCUCUGUCUUCUGACUCUUGAGGCCGUUCUGGGGCUGGGCUUCCUGGGAGCUGCAGGGCAGCGAGCCCUGGAAGUUGGCUCCGCGUUUGUUCUAACGUGGUGGCAGCAGUGAUGCGUGACAAGCUGCGAGAGUGCUUUUUCCCCGCACAUUCUGCAAGCUGUCACUUUGUGGCCGCCAUGCCAUGGGGAAUCUGGGUUGCUACGAGGUGGGCUCGUGUGGGUGGUGCCCAGUGGGUGUCAUUUUAUCUUCCCUGGCUCAGGGUUAGUCUUUCCCAUUUGGUAUGUGGCCCUGUCCUCAAGCUCUGAGGAUGUUGUUGGCUCCAAGGAGAGUCAUUGAGAAAUGUUAAUAAGAUGCCCCAGAGGACUUCCUCUUACCGCUGCCACCACGGUGCCAGGUUUCCUGGAAAUGCCACAAAGCAGCACCUCAGCCUCGGCUACAGCCUCCUCUCGGCGGGCUUAACCGUCGUCUCCUAGAGCUGACAGUUCCCGGUGGGGCUGCACCAGACCUGCCAGGCCUGGAGCCCCCGUGCCAGCUUGCACUGUCCUGAGCUGCUCUGUCAUCCCUGUCACAAGGAGCACAGGAACCGCAGCCCCCGACCUGCCAGGUGCCGGCCAAGGCUGCCCCCAGCCUGGUGGAGGUGGGGGCCGAGGCAGCCAGGGCACGAGUCUGGGGUCCCCUGAGACCCUUCACCCAGCAAUCCCACAGAGGCUGAGGGAGGCCCUUGCCUGGCAGAGGCCCAUUCUCGGGGAGGGCCGGCCUGGGACUCUGAGUGAACAGCUCUGCUACUUCUGGCCUCGAUUUCCUCGGCGUCAAAAUGAGUGUCUGCUUCUGACGCUGCGGUCCCUCCCAGUCCACAUAAAUGAGUCUGUGACCCUGAGUGGGAGUCGUCCGUGAGGCCGCUGCGCCACAGAGCAAGGGACUUAGCGUUUCCUUUGAGCCACAUGGUGCCUGGAGGUACCGGAAGUUCUCCCCCUCCGCCGGGUCCCCCCCAACUCGCUGGGAUGGGGGGAGGUGCUCUCUCUCCUCCGGCUGCGGCCCUGGUCACAGGCAGUGGGGCCGGGCAGCUCCUGCCAAGGGGCCCUUGCCACCUUGGCAGGGCAGGUACCGAGCUCUGCCCACCACCAACCGCCGCGGAGUGGCCCAUGUGCAUGGGGCUGGUCGGUGAGCCAAGUGGCGCUGCCACCACUCUGGCCCCAGGAGAGCUGGUGGGCUCAGCCCCGGGGAGCGCUCACCAAUCAGGAGGCCGCCUGGCCGUAGCCCCACCCUCCGAGGACGGGGCAGGUGUGGGGCGUGGCUUCUGAUCGCGAUCUAGAAGGCAGGGCAGGCUGGGGGGCCCUGGAGGAGGAGGGAGCUGACAGCCCUCAUGGCAAGGCUGGCAUCUUGGGAGAGCUCUCCUUCUGCCGUGUCCUCUCGGCCAUUUUCAGUGCCCAGCUGGGUGGUGCCGAUUCAGCAUUUGUUGACAUCCUCCCUUUACAAGUGGGGAAACUGGACCUUAAAGUUUGUGACUUGGCCUGGCCUCCAGGAGGGAGGUGGGGAGAGCCGUUUGGAGCCAGGCCCGGGUGCUCGUCUGACUGGGGGGAACAAAGGCAGCUGAGGGCCCUUCCCGGAGGGGCUGGGAGCCUUAGGGUCCUUCCAGGGGGAAUGAUGCGGGCGUUUGGCGCUUCUGACCACCGGAGUAGAUGUGGGAGCCACUACUCCUGGAUCUCAGGGUUGUUGCCCCGGGCCGGGGCCUGUCACGGCUCCAGACGCUGCCAGCAUCAGGGAGCGGGGGUAGGAGAUGAAGCUGACCCAGCCCAGGAGGCCACCACCGCCUCCUUGCCAGCCUGUGCUUGCCACCCUUGCAGGAGUGACCCCACGGCACGUUUCCCUAACCUCCUGGCUCCCUCAGCCCCAGCCCCGUGGGAAUGGACAGGAAACCCUAACGCUGCCGCUUCGGGGGCGUCCUCUUCAAGGACUCUGCUGAGUCUGACCUCGUGUUUGGUUGGGGGGUUGUUUAUUUUAUUUAGAAAACAUUUUUUUCUUUUUAAGGAAGAAAGUGAAGUGCUGCGGGCUGGGAAGAAUGCUGUGGCCAUCCCAUGCAGCCUUCGAGGGAGGGGGGAUCUGGCCCCGAGGCAGCCUUGAGCCCAGCUCCCCGCCGCUCCCUGGGCCCAGCCUGCAUGCAGCCGCAGGAGGGGAGAGGGCCUGCCGCUGGCCCGGUGCCCCCAAGAAGAGCCGGCUCUGGCUGUCUCGCGGGCAGGCCCUCCGAGAGCCUUUCCCCUUCCCUGGCCUUUGCGUGCUGGCUGGUCCCCUGCGGGGCUUCCCAGUGACUCCUGCAGGGGCCAGGCCUGGCUGCGGUGGGGUCAUCCGUGACAGGCUGCAGUCCCUCUGCUUGUCGUCUGCAUCUGCCUGUCUGGACAGUCCACCUGACCACGCCUGACGACCUUCUGAUCAGCCACUUCCGUGGAAGAUGAACAUUUUGUGAUAUUUCGUCCCUCUGUCUUGCUUUUUGUCAUCCCUUUCCAUGGACCAUGAUGUCCCGAAACAGAGGAGUGGGGUGUGGACACAGAGAGCCAAGAGCUGCACCAGGGGUGGCGAGGGCCCAGCGUUCCUGUCCCCUCCUAGGAGAAAGCUGGCUUCUGCAGCGUUCCCAGGCUCCGCUCCCCUAACUCCCGCCUGCCGGGUCUCGUGGCCCCACUGAGCCUUCGCCUCCUUGCCCUGGGUGCUCCCCAGGGCACUCCACCCAGCACACCCCCUGGGCCGUUUUCCCUGUCCAAACAGGAGGCCCAAGUUGUCCCUGGCAGAGCUGGGUGCCCGUCUAGUCUGAAGGCCCAGGGCAGGAGCUGCAUCUUUCUCGGCAUCAGAUGUGUCAGCUCCUGACGUGUGUGAAGCACGUGGGGGACUUGAGAUCUGGUCUCACCUCCUGAGGCCCUGUGAGUCCCACAGAGCCAGGGAGGCGUGUCCUGGACGGUGGCUGGUGGACGUGAGCAAGGGUGUGGCCCCCAGGAGGGGCAGGUGUGCCAGCGUGCCCGAGGGCCACAUCCCGGCCUUGGGGUCCCUGCAUCUGUGGAGGGUGUCCUCGCUCUCCCAGAGGGAACCGGCUCGGAAGUGGCAGCACAGGGUCCUCAGGAUGGGACUCUUCCCCUCUUGGUUGGAGUCACAGGAUGGGGACAUAGGAGGGCUGUCCUCCUUCCUGUUGGAGGCAGUUUCCAGGAGGUCUCGGCCUCUCCGAGCAGCUGGGGUGGGGAGGCAGGGGAGGGGUCGCAGCUCCAGGACUGUGCUCUCCGGUGUUGCCUUGUGUGGCUCCACCGUGGGCUCGGGCCCCGGAGGGUCAGGGCCCAGGCCUGCACCCCAACUUUCUCAGAAGAGUGCUGAGCAGAGGGGGCAGGAGGCCCCCAGGCUCGGCAGGGUUUGCUGGUCCCGGGCCCUGCCUGGAGCCUGCUCUCCUCUCCCUCUCUGAUGGGGCCUGAGCCUCCAAACCACCCACUGGCCUUGUGAACCCUUCUUCUGUCUGUCCACCGCUCCCCCCCAGCCCGAGCCUGCUCCCACCCCACCCUGUUUCUCCCCCGACCCCCCCGGCCCAGUGUUGUCAGACACCUGGGCUCCCUCCGUGGGUGCCUCCAGUGCAGUCUGGCUGCUCACCUGCCACCCUGACCUGAGCCUCCCUGCUGCUCAGUGGUUCAUCCAGGCUUUCUAGUGGUUCAUCCAUCCUGCCUCUCCCACAUCCACCCACCUGGCCUGGGCUUUGCCACCUGUUGAUAGCCUGUUUGCGUUUGAGGACCCAGUGACAUUCCACCUUCCCCAGCAGCCUCUCCCGGGGGCCCAGAACACUCUCUCCUUCCUGGGUCUCUUGCAACUGACCGGGCCCCGCUCAGGCUUGGCCUCGUGAGGGCUAAUGUCCUGGACUCACAGGUGCUAGUCUGGUGCCCUGGGAGGGCUCCUGGAGGGCAGGGCACCUGAUGCCUUUCACUGGUGAUGCGCAGCAGGCCCUGGUGACCAGGCCCCUGUGCGGGGCUCCAAGAGCUGGGCGCGCAGAGUCCCCUCCGUCAGCGGCCCGCUGGUGGCCCCGCGUGUCCUGAGGCUGUGCGAGCAUCGCGUCGGCUCAGGUGUGACUGCCCAGCAUGGCCCUCAGUACAGGCAGCGAAAGGCACUCAGGAACCUGGGCCAGUUAGGCCAGAUGUGACCACAGCUGGUUGGCAGCUGGGACUGCGGGUGGCCCAGGAGAGAAGAGGGGACAGCGAGGUGUGAUGGAGGCAUUAAGCGUGGCCAGGUGUGACUUUCCCAGACAGCAGCACUCAGUGUUGUGGGUGAGGUGACUGGGGGCGGGGAGUGUGGGCUUGGGCCUCUGUCGUCGCGACGGCCCUCUCCCCCCAGACGACCAAGGGCGGGGGUUUCGCUUUAGGGACCAGGGACACAGGAACUGAGGCUUGCCUUUUUUUUUUUUUAAAUAUUGAGAUAUAAUUCAUCGAACAUUCAUCCUGUAAAAGUAUACAGUUGAGUGGAUUUUAGUGCAUUUACCGUGUUGUGCAGCCCUCAGCACUGCCUGAUUCCAGAACGCCUCCCUCGCUUCAGAAAGAAACCUCACACCCAUCAGCCGUUAUUCGCCUUUCCUUCUCCAGCCUCUGACACCCACCAGCGUGCUGCGUCUGUAGCUCUGUCUGUGCUGGACAUGUGACAUAAAUGGAAUCGUGUAAUACGUGGCCUUUGCUGCCCGUCUUGCUCACGUAGCGGCACGCGCCCAGGUCCCCCCGCACCACGCCGUUCGCAUGCAUCAGCGCCUCGCUCUGCUUCCUAGCCAGGCAUCUCCCAGGGUCAGGAUGGACUGCAUUUUCCUGAUCCAUCAUUGGCUGAUGGCAUCCGCAGCGUCAUGCAGAAGUACCUGGAGGACCGGGGCGAGGUGACUUUCGAGAAGAUCUUCUCCCAGAAGCUGGGGUACCUGCUUUUCCGAGACUUCUGUCUGAAGCACCUGGAGGAGGCCAAGCCCUUGGUGGAAUUCUACGAGGAGAUCAAGAGAUAUGAGAAGCUGGAGACAGAGGAGGAGCGCCUGGCCUGCAGCCGGGGGAUCUUCGACACCUACAUCAUGAAGGAGCUGCUGGCCUGCUCGCACCCCUUUUCAACAAGUGCCAUCGAGCACGUGCAGGGCCAUCUGGUGAAGAAGCAGGUGCCUCCGGAUCUCUUCCAGCCGUACAUUGAAGAGAUUUGCCAGAACCUUCGAGGAGACGUGUUCCAGAAAUUCAUCGAGAGCGAUAAGUUCACCCGGUUUUGCCAGUGGAAGAAUGUGGAGCUCAACAUCCACCUGACCAUGAACGACUUCAGCGUCCACCGCAUCAUCGGGCGAGGGGGCUUCGGUGAGGUCUACGGGUGCCGCAAGGCCGACACGGGCAAGAUGUACGCCAUGAAGUGUCUGGACAAGAAGCGCAUCAAGAUGAAGCAGGGGGAGACGCUGGCCCUGAACGAGCGCAUCAUGCUGUCCCUCGUCAGCACCGGGGACUGUCCGUUCAUCGUCUGCAUGUCCUACGCGUUCCACACGCCGGACAAGCUCAGCUUCAUCCUCGAUCUCAUGAACGGCGGGGACCUGCACUACCACCUGUCCCAGCACGGGGUCUUCUCCGAGGCCGACAUGCGCUUCUACGCGGCCGAGAUCAUCCUGGGCCUGGAGCACAUGCACAACCGCUUCGUCGUCUACCGGGACCUGAAGCCGGCCAACAUCCUCCUGGACGAGCACGGCCACGUGCGCAUCUCAGACCUAGGCCUGGCCUGCGACUUCUCCAAGAAGAAGCCCCACGCCAGCGUGGGCACCCAUGGGUACAUGGCCCCCGAGGUCCUGCAGAAGGGCGUGGCCUACGACAGCAGCGCCGACUGGUUCUCCCUGGGCUGCAUGCUCUUCAAGCUGCUGCGAGGGCACAGCCCUUUCCGGCAGCACAAGACCAAAGACAAGCAUGAGAUCGACAGAAUGACAUUGACUAUGGCUGUGGAGCUGCCGGACUCCUUCUCCCCCGAGCUCCGCUCCUUGCUGGAGGGGCUGCUGCAGAGGGACGUCAACCGGAGACUCGGCUGCCUGGGCCGAGGGGCCCAGGAGGUGAAGGAGAGCCCCUUCUUCCGUUCCCUGGACUGGCAGAUGGUCUUCCUGCAGAAGUACCCUCCCCCGCUGAUCCCCCCUCGGGGGGAGGUGAACGCGGCCGACGCCUUCGACAUCGGCUCCUUCGAUGAGGAGGACACCAGAGGAAUCAAGUUACUGGACAGCGACCAGGAGCUCUACCGCAACUUCCCCCUGACCAUCUCGGAGCGGUGGCAGCAGGAGGUGGCAGAGACGGUCUUCGACACCAUCAACGCCGAGACGGACCGGCUGGAGGCCCGCAAGAAAACCAAAAACAAGCAGCUGGGCCACGAGGAAGACUACGCCCUGGGCAAGGACUGCAUCAUGCACGGCUAUAUGUCCAAGAUGGGCAACCCCUUCCUGACCCAGUGGCAGCGGCGGUACUUCUACCUGUUCCCCAACCGGCUCGAGUGGCGGGGCGAGGGCGAGGCCCCGCAGAGCCUGCUGACCAUGGAGGAGAUCCAGUCGGUGGAGGAGACGCAGAUCAAGGAGCGGAAGUGCCUCCUUCUCAAGAUCCGAGGUGGCAAGCAGUUCGUCCUGCAGUGCGACAGUGACCCCGAGCUGGUGCAGUGGAAGAAGGAGCUGCGCGACGCCUACCGCGAGGCCCAGCAGCUGGUGCAGCGGGUGCCCAAGAUGAAGAACAAGCCGCGCUCGCCCGUCGUGGAGCUGAGCAAGGUGCCGCUGGUGCAGCGUGGCAGCGCCAACGGCCUCUGACCCGCUGUCCGCCUGCCCGCCCGCCCGGCCGCCCUCCUGCCCGCCUUUUAUAAACCUCUAAUUUAUUUUGUUGAAUUUUUAUUAUUUGUUUUUCCCGCCAAGCGGAAAAGGUUUUAUUUUGUAAUUAUUGUGAUUUCCUGUGGCCCCAGCCUGGCCUAGCCCCCAGGGAGGGGCCUGCUUGCCUUGGCUCCCGCUGCCACCCGUCCAGCCACCCUCCGCCCUGUCCUCCGGGGCCACCCCCCUCCUGACGUCUUCCCGCGCAGGGAGAGCGGCAGCCCCAGUGGCCCUCCCGCCCCUUCCCCAGGGACGGUGCCAGGUGGAGCUGGGCCACCCCCAGCCCUGUGCCUACAGCACAGCUGGGCGGCCCCAGCGUCUCCCACCCCAGGGGAGGCCGCGGCACAGGGUUACUACUUGAAUUUUCCCUCCGCGGCCCCUCAUGUGACAGGGACACAGCCCUGCAUUGGCCUGCCCUCUGGUCAGUUGGCAGACGAGGGGGCCAUUGUCUCCCUGACCCCAGGGCCUCCCACGUGACUUGGGCUCCUGCACCCUCUUUGGGGAAGAGCCCCCGUGUCACCGGCCGCCUCCAUUCCUGCCUGCCCUGGACACUGGGGCUUGGCUGGGGGGGCACUGGUGGUGGCUGCUGCCGCCCUCACUGCAGCCCCCUCUCCUUCCGACCCCAAGCGCCCAGGCUCAGGGACCACAGAAAGGCACCUGCGGGUUGUGCUGCGCUGGCCUGGCCUGGCCUGGCCCCGAGCCCCCUUUCCCCAGGCCGGGCAUGGCCUCUUCUGCCCAGGACCACAGGGGGCCAGCCUGGGCUGGCUGGGCAGCACAUGAGAGGGGGCCGGGGGGACAGCCUUCCCCACCCCAGGCCGCUCAGUGUGCCACGCCGGCGGUCCAGCCCCACAGCCCCACGUCCCGUCAGUGCCACCGCCCCCCCAGGGCGCCACCCCGCCCACAGCAUGCCCCCUCGUGCCAGUCGCGCUGCCGUGUGGUGUCGCGCCCUCUCCCCCGGGGCUGGGUCAGCGCGCCCUCCCCUCCUGUCUACUCACUCCCGGGGCGUUUCUUUGCCGAUUUUUGAAUGUGAUUUUAAAGAGUGGAAGAGGAUACUAUGCGUUUUUAUAAAAAAUGGUGCCUGAC